AGUCGCAUUCCGAAGCAAAAAAGAAGAAGAAAAUACUGCGAAGUAGUUUAGUCUCUGAGACAUGGGAAAGCUAGCAAUCCAGCUCCUCUUUUUGAUCACUUUCUUCCUCGUUCUUGUUUCGCAUAUCCUCCCGAUAACAUCUCAAGAACUUGAGGAUGAAACGGAGUUUGAUUACAAUCCAUAUAGUGAGAAGGGACCGGCUCAUUGGGGAAGGAUUCACCCUGAAUGGGUUGCAUGUAGCAAUGGAUCUAUGCAGUCUCCAAUUGAUCUGUUGAACGAAAGAGUUGAUAUAGUCUCCUAUUUGGGGAGGCUCAAUAGAAGUUACAAGCCUGGCAAUGCCACUCUUAGGAAUAGGGGACAUGAUAUUAUGCUGAAAUGGGAAAGUGGUGCAGGAACUAUUGAAAUAAAUGGAACUGAAUAUGUACUCAAACAGUGUCACUGGCAUUCACCUUCUGAACAUACAAUCGAUGGCAAGAGGUUUGCUUUAGAGGCGCACAUGGUUCAUGAGAGCCUCGAUGGAAAGGUUGCUGUUGUUGGGAUUCUGUACAAGAUAGGAAGACCAGACUCUUUCCUGUCAUCUUUGACAAAACAAUUAGAAUCCGUUGCCGGCACAAAUGAACGAGAUACCGUGGUUGGCGUAGUCGAUCCAAGGAACAUUAAGAUAGGCAGCAGAAAGUACUAUAGAUACUUGGGCUCCCUCACGACUCCUCCUUGCACUGAAAAUGUUGUGUGGACCAUUGUGAAAAAGGUGAGGACUGCCACAAGAGAACAAGUCAGGUUGCUUCGUGUAGCUGUUCAUGAUGACUCGGACACAAAUGCAAGACCUCUACAACCACUAAAUAAUCGAUCGGUGAAACUUUUUGUACCAGAAGACAAAGAUGAUUGAAUAAACUAUUUGUCCAGGCAUUACUGAUUACUGGAUAGAAUAUAUAUAGAAUAAAUGAAAGAGUUUGGAUGAGCAGCAGAGAGUUUUUCGCACUAGGAUAAUAUAACCUUACAUGUAAUUAUUGAUCAGUCGCAUAUGGUUUAGCUAUUCUUAAGUUCCUAUUUCUUAUUAUUUCCUCAUUCAUUUAUUGCCAAUAAUUAUAUAUUAUACAUGAAAUUUACUUAUUUAUCUUCAUAAA
Molecule: messenger RNA, 1124 nt
Organism: Populus nigra (black poplar)
Lineage: Eukaryota; Viridiplantae; Streptophyta; Magnoliopsida; Malpighiales; Salicaceae
Product: alpha carbonic anhydrase 7-like
Exons: 7
Coding region: 62-886 (274 amino acids)
Molecular function (GO): carbonate dehydratase activity; zinc ion binding
Source: RefSeq, a predicted model, not a curated record